AUGGAGACCUACCACGGCCACGUCCGCACGCCCAACGAUGCCAUCAUUCUGUUCGAGGCGUGCCGCAUUGGGAUAUUACCGCGGGUGCAGCGCCGCCUCUCAGAGAAGGAGCGCCAACAAAUCAAGUCCGGCUCAGUGUUUGUCUGGGAUGAGCGGGAAGCUGGCAUGAGGCGCUGGACUGACGGAAAGUCGUGGAGCGCCAGCCGAGUGUCCGGCAGCUUCCUCACGUAUCGCGAGAUGGAGGGCAAGCGAGGAGGCAGCGCACUACCAACACCACCCGUGGUCAAGCGCGCGAGUGGAAAGUCGCCCGAUGGCUCAGCAAAUGGCGACUCCGAGGGCGAGGGCCCUGAUGGCUACCGCUACAAGCCAGACGGCCUCAUGAAGCAGUCCUUCAGCAUCACCACAUCCAGCGGCCAGCACCUCCACCUGAUCAGCUACUACUCGCGCUCAAAUCCGAACAACCUCCCACAACCAACCAACGACGCGCAAUUACGACACAUCCGCCCGCCAAAGAACAUGUACCCCGAAUCUACAGUCAACGAGACGCAGACGGUCCCCGCCGUUACUCGUGGUCCCAUGCCGGGUUCGCCCUACAGCGCUGCUCCCCACAGCAUGGGGCCGACCUCACCGUAUGCGCGACCAGGACCUGUUGCACCAAUGUAUGCAGUCCCAGUAUAUCCCCCGACACCACCAAAUGGCACACCGCCCAUGCACGCCUACUACGCACAACACCCCUACUUCUAUGGCGGCAUCGUCUACGCACCAUCGCCCUACCACCCACAAGGCCCUCCUCAUGUCUUCGACCGACCCCCGCCGCAAAUGAGCAACCCGCAUGCGCCGCCGGGUCAUCCUAUGAUUGCGCACCACCCUGCUUACGCUGCACAUGCGGCGCAUGCGGCUCAGCAGCAGUACAUGGCAACGCCCCCAUCGCGCGCACCGUCCACCGCCGAGCAGGCACAGCACCACCCAGCUCAACCACCCCCACCGCCCUCCUCGACUGUGCCUGAGCAAGGACCCCAGCUUCCUGCUAUCAACGGAGCUGCGGCAUCAGCUGGCGCCACCAGCCUACCAACACCAGAGCCGUCAGAGAAGUCGCAGUCCACCAGCAGCGAGUCAACCGCCGCAGCAGCUUCGAGACCACUUCCAACGCUAGGCUCACUUCUCAACGGCGAUGGCCCAGAAAAGGAGAACCAGAGCACCAGCCGCUCUGGCAGCCGCAGCCCAAAUACGGCAUCACGAUUCCCGCGCGAUCUGGCGCCUGAGCGUCUCGCUAAGAACAGCACCGCAGCAGAUAGCAGCGCGCUGAACAAGCUCAACAGCGUCUUCGUCCGCUCCUAG
Parastagonospora nodorum SN15 is the source of this 1338-nucleotide messenger RNA. RefSeq lists its product as hypothetical. The record is from RefSeq and is a predicted model, not a curated record. NCBI's taxonomy places the organism in Eukaryota, Fungi, Ascomycota, Dothideomycetes, Pleosporales, Phaeosphaeriaceae. The coding region runs from base 1 to 1338 and encodes 445 amino acids. The transcript has a single exon. Gene Ontology annotation, molecular function: DNA binding.